AUGGAGGACAAGGUGCGGGUGGUGCUAGACCAGCCCAGCACCAACUACGGUAGUGGUGGGCAGCUGCCCGCGUAUUCGGCAGCGGCGAUGCAGCAGCAGAUGGACGACCUCCAGCGUGCCAUCACACAGCUCCAAGAGUAUUGCCCCCCCCCCUCCGCUGCUGCACUGGUGGCGGCCACCUCACGGUACGAGCCGUGCGUGCCGAUCAGGUGCAUGACGAGUUGGGGCGUGGCUUCGUACGUGCCGUGCACGAUGCCAGCGUUGCGGGUCCUCAGCGCAGCCCUGCAGGAGGACAGGCGACGGCUGGGCACCUUCCACGCCUUCCUGCAACGCAACGGCCAAGAGCUCAACUGUGCCGGCCAAGGCUACUUCUCCGUCCUUCCUCAUGAGGUGGUGCUCUCCAUCUUGAGCCAUCUCGCCCCGAAGGACCUGUUGUGCGUGGCACUCGUCAACUCGUUCUUCGCUUCCAUGUGCUCCGAUGGCUUUGUGUGGAGCGCCGUCUACGACAGAAUCUGGCCGCUCUCCCUCUGCUUCACCUCGCCCUGGCACCGCCAUUCUCUUACUCCCCCGACUCCCUCACCGCCAGCACUUCAGUCGCCGGCUUCGACCAGCUGCACCUCCACCGCCGACCACCAGUCCGGCCGAUCGAGCGACACCGUAGGCGGCGACGAUCCGGCGCGCCUGAGGGACAGCGGGGUGUCGUGGAAGCGAGUGGUGCAACAGCGGGCGCAGACCGAGCGCAACUGGGAGGAGGGCACCUACAGAGUGGUUCACGAAUUCUCGGCGACGGCGCCGCUGUCGGACAUGGCGAUGAACAGGUGCCGCCCGUCGCGGGCUCGUGUGAUGGUGGCCUUCUCCACGUACAGCAACAAGGCGCUGCUGUACGAUUUGAACUCUGGUGAAAAGCUGCAAGAAGUGGGACUAGACGAUACUGGGCCUAUGGGGUUGACCUUCAUGGACGACAGCACCCUGAUAACAUGCGGCCACCGAGAUGGCGGCUUGCAGCUGUGGGACGUAGAAGUGGGGAAGUGUAUUCAAAGCUGCGAAGAGGCCGACGCCAACGGCGUGGCACCAUUCGAAGGCACCGAGUGCGGCAACACAGAUCUAUCGCACCUGUUUGUUUCGCUGACCGCCAAGAAAGUGGAGGUGUACGACACGCGAUCGUUGUCUCGGGUGAUGUCCCUCCGCGGCCACCGCCAACUGCUGGUCUGCGCGGCUGCCCGGUCAUCCAAGGGCGGACGAAUCGCCAGCGGGGACAUGGAUGGUACCGUCAUGUACUGGGAUCUCCGAACGCAGAAGAGUCUCGGAUCGGCGGCCUACCAGGACAUGCGGUCGCGCGUGCACUCGGUCGGGAUCGACCCGCGGCGCGACGUGGUGGUGAGCAGCUCGGGGAUGGGCCACCUGCUGCUGUGGGACAUCGACGGCUACCGCGCGUCGCCGAUCCCCACGCUCCAGGUCGGGCGGGUGGUCGACAAGGUGCGCACUACGGUGGGCAGCUUCCGCGCAUUCCACACCAGCAUGGACGCCAUAGCGGCUGUCCAGUUCCGCGGCCUCGACCACUUUGUGACGGCCCAGGCUGGCGGGCGCGUGGGCGUGUGGAACACCAAGAUGCUGCUCGACGGAACUGCCACGAAUCGGGAGUACGUGUGUAGUCAAGAGCCGGCAGAGGCGUGGAACGAGGUCAAGUUCAUGGUGUGCGACGACGAACGAGUCGUCACGGGCCUUACGUGCGGCAUCGUGCGCGUCCUCUCCUACUACCCUUCGGCCUAA
This is a messenger RNA of Acanthamoeba castellanii str. Neff, 1770 nucleotides long. RefSeq names its product Fbox domain containing protein. NCBI's taxonomy places the organism in Eukaryota, Discosea, Longamoebia, Acanthamoebidae. Gene Ontology annotation, molecular function: protein binding. The coding region runs from base 1 to 1770 and encodes 589 amino acids. The record is from RefSeq and is a predicted model, not a curated record. The transcript is spliced from 9 exons.